Messenger RNA from Trichechus manatus latirostris (Florida manatee), 6192 nucleotides. RefSeq names its product mortality factor 4 like 2 (gene MORF4L2). The transcript is spliced from 4 exons. The coding region runs from base 4604 to 5470 and encodes 288 amino acids. Lineage: Eukaryota; Metazoa; Chordata; Mammalia; Sirenia; Trichechidae. Gene Ontology annotation, biological process: regulation of DNA-templated transcription; chromatin organization. The record is from RefSeq and is a predicted model, not a curated record. Gene Ontology annotation, cellular component: NuA4 histone acetyltransferase complex; nucleus.
UUGGUUAUAGAACAUUCUAAAACUUAGACAAGACGAAUGUGAUUGGCUGGCGGGCAUAAGCCCGCCUUUAGGAUGACGUGUCUGCCUAUGGAUAUCAGUUGCCAGAGAAACCUGGCUUUACUAUGGCGGUUGGAGGAACGGCGGUGAUCACACGUCGGCUGCUGGGAAGAGCUGGAUUCUCGUUUCAGGUCACCAUCAGAAAAGCUAAGUUUGUUGUACAGUAAGGAUCAGAAGAUCUGAUCCUGAUUACGGAACCAUCCCUGAUUACAGAAUCUUGGGUAAGUGCUUCCCUUCUCCUGGCCUCAGUCCUCAAACAAGAUAAUACCACAUAGUCUUCCUAAACGUCUAGGAAUAUUUUGAACAUUAAUAAGCCCCUAUCUGGGAAAGCACUCUGAAUUCUAAUAAGGGAAGGAUGGAGCUAAACCCCUUGGUGCUUCCAGUGUAGAAAGUGGAUAUAGAGACCUAAACAACAGAGGGCUUAUAUAAUCUUGCAUCUCUCGAUAAAAGAUUCUACAAAUCAUGCCCUAUAGUUAGUUCUACAAAUCCAUAUAUUUGUUAUGUUGUUUUUCUUAUUUUUGGGCACCCCAUAUGCAGCAUAGUUUAGUUGUUAAGAGCAAAUACUGACUUGCUAAAUUUAAAUACUGGCUCUGCCACUUACUCUGUGAUCCUGGGCAAGAUAUUUACUCACUUUGUACUAAGUUUCAUCAUAUGUAAAAUAGAGGUAAUAAUAGUACCUACUUCAUAGGAUUGUUGUGAGAAUUAAAUGUAAAGUACCAGGACGGUGCCUGGCACAUGUAAGUGCUUUAAUAAUGAUUAGUUCUUCUGAUACAUCCUGUUUUACACACACACACAUGCUUCUAAAAGCAGUAGAUACCUCUCUUUGGAAUUGCAAAAAAAAUUAAUGUUGGUUUUUCUCCUGAUUUUCCAGAAGCAGCGUUACCACUAGAACUGAAUUUCUGAAAUUUUGACUUCUGGCUUGUCCUAACAGUCUAGAAAGGUUUUAAGUAUAUUGAUCAUAUUUAUUUAUCAGGGAAUUCCCAGGACCUAUAACUUUAACAUAAGUGGCAACUAGCAGAUCAUACCAUAUUUGGUUUGCUAGUAGCUUUUAUAUCAUUCCUCCUUUGUCCUCAGUCUGGAAAAUAAAAAAACAACAAACUGUUACACAUGAAGGAGAUGUUCCAAGAUCCAGAAGAGAGAAUUGAUAUAAAUGUAACUGACAUGGUGUGUUUGCAUUUAAAAGUUUAUUCCAUCAAACUAGAAGGUGUUAUUCACACUUAUUUGUGGCACACUUGUAUACAAAGAUGUUAGCGAUUGGAGUCUGCAUUCCCGAAUGAUCAGUCGCAUACAUGAGGAGAUGAAGGAAGGUUUUCAGUAUCUUUACAGCUCCAUUUCUCAUGGAGUCACUGUCUUUUCCUUAUUUUUCUCCCUUCCAAAAGCUAGGUUGCAGAGGAGGGCACUGCCCUGGUGGAAGAGAUGUACUAGAUGGGUAGGCAGAAAACCCUGUACGUGAGGCCAUUUGGAGAAUGAUUAAAGGCUAAAGGGAGCAGGGUGGACUGUUGAGCCAGUAGGAGCUCAGAGAAGGCAUCAGUCAGGGUGGCCUGAAAUGGAGAAAGCCUUAAGGAGGAAAUGGAUCUUGACUUCAGCCUCUGAUGAUGGCCAGAACCUAGAAGGAGGGAGGGAAACCAGUCUGAAUGGUGUGCCUACAUAGUAUACAAUAAACAGUAACAACUAACUGAAUAGUUCAGCUCUAUGUAUAAUCCAUGGAUAAGAGUAGCUUAGAAUAUCAUUAUAAAUUUAAAGUAUUAUGUGUUUUUAAUCACAUAAUCGAUAUGUGAAUACAUUCUCCUUAUAAAAUUUAAAUAUAACAGUAGGCUUAGGUUUCCUUUGUAACCAUUCUCAAUUCUCUUACCCUCCCUAGAGGUAACCACUAAUAUCGGUUUGGUCUAUUUCCUUCUAGAUCUAAAUUGUGUACCUCUUUAAAAAAAAUGUCUAUGGAGAUACAUAAAACAUUGCUUUGUGUUUUUCUUUUUACACAAAUAUGGUGUCCCACUAUAAGUAUUGUUUUGCAACUAGCUAUCUGUGUUGUUUGUCUUGAAUGUCUUCAUGUCCAUUCAUACAGUUCUAUUUGAUUCCUUUCACAAUGGCACUCCUUUAACUAGCAUGAUAUUGCAUAUUAUGGGUAUAGUACGUUGUAUUUUGCCAAACUGGAGAUUGACUGAUGUUUUGCUACUUCAAAUAAUCCUGCAUUAAAAAUCCUUGUAUAGUUCUCUUGGUACAUAUUUACAAGUGUUAUUCUAGGGCAACGUUUAUGUUUUGAAGAUAUGAUGAUUAACCAGUGUGAUACUGGUUUGAGAAUAAUCAGACAUAUCACUGGCACAGAACAGAUAGCCUAGAAAUAGUGAUACCUUUAAGAACUGAAUAAUCAAAAAACACUGGGAAGAGAGUACCACAAAAGACCCAAAUACUGUGGAGAAUUUAGAAUGUUACAAAAGAGCAUUUCAAAUUAUUGGGGAAAGGGUGGACUCUUCAAUAAUUGAGAUUAGGAAAAGUUUGUUGUAUAUUUGGAAAAAAGCUUAUAUUUUAUGCAAAGAUGAAUUCUAGAUGAUUAGAGAUUUAAAUGUAGGAGAAAAACUAUAAAAAUACCAGGAAAUAGUAUAGGCAAUCAUUUUUAGAAAUUCUUAAAGUAAGAUACCAUAAAUACACUUAAAAGACAAAUGGCAGUUUGGAAAAAGUAUUCCCAACAUAAAAAAGGGUAAUUACUAGAAAUCAAUAAAAAGCAGCAAAUAACCCAGUAGAAAAGAAAAAAGAUAAAUUGACAAUAAGCAUAUGAAAAGAUGUUCAAUAUCACACAAAUUCAAAUGAAAAUAAAAUGCCUCAUUACCUGUUACGCCAAAAAAAAAAGUUGUUUUUUUUUCUUCCAAAAAUGUUGUUUAUCCACUGUCCUUGAGGAGGUUGGUGAAAAGACCUGCACUUUUGCUGGGAAUACAAAUUGAAACAGUUCUUUUUGAUGUGAAUUUGGCUUUAUCUUAUCAAAAAUUGUGAAUAAGUAAAUCCUUUCAACAAACAGUUUCACUUCUGGGAACAGAUCCUUCAGAAAUAUUUAGCCUAAUGCUCUAAUACAGCUGUACUGUUAAACAGCAUUUUUUUAAAAUAAUGAAAUGUUGGAAAAAAGCUGAAUGCUCAUUAAUAAGGGACUUGUUAAACUAUGGAACAUAAAAAUUACAGAAUACAAUGUGGAUGUUAAAGAAUGAGGUAGGUAUGUGCUGACAUGAAAAGAUGCUAAUGAUAAUAUCCUAACGAGAAAAACAAGGUGCAGAGCAGUAUGUAUUUCAUCUUUUUCAAAACAAAUUAUUAAAAUGCAUGAUAUAUUCACACACAUAACAUUUGAUUUUAAAGGUGUAUUUGUGUGUGGAUAUGCACAUAAAAAAAAUUGAACGAAUGCACACAGGUUUGUUCAGGGGAUACAUUAGGGUAGGGGAGGUAGGGAGAUGCCCACAUCUUUAUGUAUGUUGUAUUUAUGGGUAUAUAAAGGGAAAAUUACACAAUAAAUGGUGCCAUACAAUUUAAUUACUUGGGAGAAAAUUAGAUUUUUAGCUAAUACAUCACAAAAUAAAUUCUAGGUGGAUUGAAGAAUUAAACAUAAAUCCAUAAAAAUAUAUCUUAAUUUUUAGACUUAAAAACAGUGGCAGGAAAAACUACCUAUCUGACCAUAUAAGACUUGAGGGGAAAGACAAGGUCAGACACUGUAAAAGAAAAUACUAGGGGAAAUAUUUACCAAAAUAGGACAUAAUUCUUAAUAUUUAAAGCUGUAAGUAGGUAAAAUCACCAAGAACCAACUCCAGAUUAAUGGGUAAAGGACAAGAGCUGAAAUAGAAAUGGCCAAUGUACACAUUUUUAAAAAUGUUAAAACUUCACUAAUAAAUACAAGCUAAACUAAAACAACCCCUUUUUCCUCAUCAAAUUCACAAAUAUUUUCAUGAGGCUACCCAGUGCUGGCCUGGGUAUGAGGUGUGAUAAGUGAUAUUUUUACACUUAUUUGGGAGGUGAUUUAUUAAGGGCCUUAAAAGUGUCAGACCUCUUGACCCUUUAAAUCCACUUCUGGGAAUCUUGCAAAGGAAUAAUAUGAAAUGAAGGCAAAAAAUGUGUAUACAAAAUAUUAUAAUUGGUAGUUGUGGGAUAAAAUGGGGAGGGGUGUUAACUAAGGUAAGGUGUGUCGAUUUGAUUUUAAAUAUACAGCUCUCAAAAUGGGUGCAAAUUCCGACCUUCAUAAUACGGGACCAUGAUUAGUUGUAAUAGUAAAUUUAAAAAGAAAAGGGAAAUCUAAGAUUUACUAACCAGUAUGAGCUCACCUCUGCUUAAGUGUGUAUUUACAUAGAGAUUAAAAUUAAAGGUAGGAAACUAUGAUAAACAUUACAAAUGUGUUUUCUCCGUUUCUGGCCUAACAGAACUGUCCUAUGGGAAAGAAGUGGAAAAAUGUUUGAUACUCACCUCAUCCUUCCAGACCAUCCCUGAAGCUCUAUAAGAUUCCAUCUGAGAAAGCACUAGGAGUUCUUGGAAGGAGAAGAAGGAAGAAGAUUAUUGGUUGGAAGAAAAACAGGGUUGAAUGAGUUCCAGAAAGCAGGGUUCUCAAACUCGUGGACAACAAUCUGCUGAAGAAGACAACUUCAAAAAGCCAACUAGAAGCAACAUGCAGAGAAGUAAGAUGAGAGGGGCCGCCUCAGGAAAGAAGACAGCUGGUCCUCAGCAGAAGAAUCUGGAGCCAGCUCUUCCAGGCAGAUGGGGGGGUCGCUCUGCAGAGAACCCCCCUUCAGGAUCCGUGAGGAAGACAAGAAAGAAUAAACAGAAGACUCCUGGAAACGGAGAUGGUGGCAGUACCAGUGAAGCCCCUCAGCCACCUCGGAAGAAAAGGGCCCGGGCGGAUCCUACUGUUGAAAGUGAGGAGGCAUUUAAGAAUAGAGUGGAGGUGAAGGUGAAGAUUCCUGAAGAAUUAAAACCAUGGCUUGUUGAGGACUGGGACUUAGUUACCAGGCAGAAGCAGCUGUUUCAGCUCCCGGCUAAGAAAAAUGUAGAUGCCAUUCUGGAAGAGUAUGCAAAUUGCAAGAGAUCUCAAGGAAAUGUCGACAAUAAGGAAUAUGCAGUUAAUGAAGUUGUGGCAGGAAUAAAAGAAUAUUUCAAUGUGAUGUUGGGCACUCAGCUGCUCUACAAAUUUGAGAGGCCCCAGUAUGCCGAGAUCCUCAUGGCUCACCCUGAUGCCCCGAUGUCCCAGGUUUAUGGAGCGCCACACCUACUGAGAUUAUUUGUAAGAAUCGGAGCAAUGUUGGCCUAUACGCCCCUUGAUGAGAAGAGCCUUGCAUUAUUGUUGGGCUAUUUGCAUGAUUUCCUAAAGUAUCUGGCAAAGAAUUCCGCAGCCCUGUUUACUGCCAGUGAUUACAAAGUGGCUUCAGCUGAGUACCAUCGCAAAGCCCUGUGAGGGUCUACUGACCACUCACUGUUAUGUCUGGAUAUCUGUAAACACUUUUCUUUUUGUUCUUAGUCUUUUUCUUGUAUAAUUGAUGUUCUCUUAAAAUCGUUAAUGUAUCACAGGGCUGAUGUUUAAGUUUGUUUUCUGUUUGUUUCAAACAGAAAAUAAAAGGAGAGUAAACUCCUUUUCUCAUUUCAAAGUUGCUACCAGUGUACGCAGUAAUUAGACAAAGAAGAAACAUUCAGUAGAACAUUUUAUUGCCUAGUUGACAACAUUGCUUGAAUGCUGGUGGUUCUAUCCCUUUGACACUACACAAUUUUCUAAUAUGUGUUAAUGCUACGUGACGAGAUGCCCUGAUUCCUAGUGCCAAAGGUUCAACUUAAUGUAUAUACCUGAAAGCCCAUGCAUUUGUGCUCUUUUUUUUUUUAUGGUGCUUGAAGUAAAACAGCCCAUCCUCCGCAAGUCAUCUAUGUUGUUCCUUAGGCAUUCUAUCUUUGCUCAGAUUGUUGAAGGAUGGUGGUUUGUUUCAUGGUUUUUGUAUUUGCGUCUAAUGCACAUUCUAACAUGAUAGAGGCAAUGCAUUAUUGUGUAGCCGCGGUUUUCUGAAAAGUUGAUAUUUUAGGAAUUGUAUUUCAGAUCUUAAAUAAAAUUUGUUUCUAAAUUUCAAAGCAAAUCAUUUGCAGUGUGUCUUUAAUGUUACUAAGGUUGAUAAAGUCAGCAGGGAAGAUCUA